This is a messenger RNA of Eimeria necatrix, 915 nucleotides long. RefSeq lists its product as hypothetical. The record is from RefSeq and is a predicted model, not a curated record. Gene Ontology annotation, molecular function: ATP binding; protein kinase activity. Lineage: Eukaryota; Apicomplexa; Conoidasida; Eucoccidiorida; Eimeriidae. Bases 1 to 915 code for a protein of 304 amino acids. Gene Ontology annotation, biological process: protein phosphorylation. The transcript has a single exon.
AUGCGCUACCCCAAGGUGGAGGUGGAGGCCCAGGACUUGGCCAGCGGGAAGCUCUACUCCAUGGCCAUUCGGGUCUUCUCGCAGCGCGGGCUGGCGGCCUUCAAGAGCGAGCAGCAGUUCCUGCUGGAGGCGCAGCAGGCCGCGGCGCUGGAGGAGUCCGUGGCCCGCCAGGCCUGCGGGACCACUCCUGCUGCGCUGGCUGGCAGCCACAAGGGGCUGGCAGUGCCGCUGUUUGCUGCUGCUGCUGCUGCUGCUGCUGACAGCGUCUUCCUGGACGGCUUCUACGUGUUCGGGCGCGUGCUGCUGUCGGAGCGGCUGGCCGACGAAGUCAGCCUGGGGGCGCUGGUGCAGCAGCCGCUGCCGCUGGCCGCGAAGGAGUACGUGGCGCAGCGGCUGCUGCUGCUGCUGCUGAAGCUGCAGCAAGCCGGCCUCAGCCACAACGGGCUGACCUGGGAGAGCCUGCGGCUCCGCCCCGACGGCUCCUUCCUCCUCGGGGACUUGGCCUUCUGCACGCGCCUGGCCAGCCCGCUGGGCCCCUUCGCCAAGCUCCCGGGCCGCCGCGCGGAGCCCCAGCUGCUGCUCAGGAACUACCGCUACGGCGAAGAGGCCGUGCCGCAGGCCAACAGCGACUUCUGGUCUCUGGGCGUGCUGCUGUACGAGCUCUUCACCGAGGGCGGCACGCCCUACAUGCCCGUGGGGCCCGGCGACGAGAUGGAAGAGGCCCGCCACUUCGCAGACACUCUUUUGCGAAACAAAGUCCGGCCCCUCGUCCUCGUUCCCAAGCUCAAGGAGGCGGACGUCCCCGUCCGCUGGCGCCAGCUCAUCCUCCGCUGUUUGGAGCCCAUGGGAACCAACAGAAUCUCUGCCGUCGCGCUCCUCACCGAGUUCUCCGAUAUCGUCAAACGCCGGCCCUGA